Eruca vesicaria subsp. sativa (arugula) is the source of this 381-nucleotide messenger RNA. The record is from the annotation of a GenBank genome assembly. Lineage: Eukaryota; Viridiplantae; Streptophyta; Magnoliopsida; Brassicales; Brassicaceae.
AUGACGCUUCAUCUCUCCAGACGCAAACAAAGACUACAUUAUUCUAACCCAUCUCUGAUUCAUCUCUUCUCAACCUCCUCCUCCUCCCCUCAAGACGGGAACGAAUCUGGCGAACAGCCUUCUCAAUCACCGUCGGAUUUCAAAAUCUCUUCCUACUUCAGUGGUAUCAAGAGUAGCCUGAAACAGCAGUCCCAGCCUCAAUCUCAGGACGGGAGGAGACAAAUCGACAGAUUCGAUCCCAAACCUCCGUCCGGCGGCGAUUUUCAGGAUAUCAGGAGGAACCUCAACGAGUUCCGACGCAGCUCCACCUGCGAGGGAUUUUCAGGAUCUUUACAAGCAGAACCUGCUAUCAAAUCCCCCCGGAGAUUUGGGGACUCAUAA